Zingiber officinale is the source of this 1534-nucleotide messenger RNA. RefSeq names its product DExH-box ATP-dependent RNA helicase DExH12-like. Gene Ontology annotation, molecular function: RNA helicase activity; RNA binding. NCBI's taxonomy places the organism in Eukaryota, Viridiplantae, Streptophyta, Magnoliopsida, Zingiberales, Zingiberaceae. Gene Ontology annotation, cellular component: spliceosomal complex. Gene Ontology annotation, biological process: spliceosome conformational change to release U4 (or U4atac) and U1 (or U11). The transcript has 4 exons. Bases 137 to 1342 code for a protein of 401 amino acids. The record is from RefSeq and is a predicted model, not a curated record.
UCAUCAGAGUUAUUUUUCUGUUAAUAUUUCCAUAACCUACUGGUCACCUACAUAUAUUGCAUUCUCAUGUACGCUACUAUUGCCAAAUUAUGGUCAAACUCUCCUUCAACAUUUAUAUAAAGAACGGAAUACACAAAUGUCUUCAGAUACUUCUGCAGCAAUACCAAUACUGACUGAUGGCAAACCUUUAGAUCCAACACGUCUGCAAAGAAUUAUUGUUCUAAAAUUGAGAGGCCCUAGGAGAAGACAUGUUGGCUCGACUACGAUAUGGGAUUAUGACGACAUCAAAUUGAAAAUGGUGGCUAAGAGCAUACUUGAUUCACACUGCUGCAAACAUAUUGGACAAAAACAAUUUAGUCAAGUACUGACGGAAGAGUGGGUAUUUCCAGGUCACAGAUCUGGAAAGAAUUGCAAGUUAUUAUUAUAUAACUCCACAUAUAAUGAGUAUUUAAAGCCAUCAAUGGGUGAUAUAGAGCUUUUCCGAAGUUCUAAAGCAAUUGUUUCUUGGUGGAAGAAUUCAAUGUGCUGGGGUCAGUCAUUGCCAGCCCACUUGGUGGUAGUGAUGGGUACUCAAUUUUACAAUGGAGGAGAGAAUGCUCAUACUGACUAUCCGAUCACUGAUCUGCUGCAGAUGAUGGUCAUGCCAGCAGACCUAUGGAAGAUAAUUCUGGUAUAUGUGUCAUCUUAUGCCAUUCUCUUAGGAAAGUAUUAUAAAGAGUUCCUUUUUGAGGCCAUCCCAGUAGAGAGCCAUUUGCAUCAUUUCUUGCAUGAUCAUAUGAAUGCUGAAGUAGUAGUUGGGGUUGUAGAGAAUAAACAAUAUGCUGUUGAUUAUCUUACCUGGACCUUCAUGUACAGGAGGUUCACUAAGAAUCCGAACUACUAUAAUGUGCAGGUUGUCAGUCAUAGGCAUCCUUCUGAUCACCUUUCUGAACUCGUAGAGAAUGUUCUGAGUGGCUUAGAAGCAAGCAGAUGUGUUGCAAUCGAGGAGGAUAUGUACCUUAAACCCCUGAAUCUUGGUUUAGUUGCUUCAUAUUAUUACAUCAGUUACACCAUUAUUGAACGAUUCAGUUCCUCCAUAACUUCCAAAACUAAGAUGAAAGGUCUCUUGGAUAUUUUGGCAUCAGCUACAGAGUAUGCACAGCUUGCCAUUCGACCUGGUGAGGAAGAACUGAUUAGAAAGUCGAUCAACCAUAAGAGGUUUUCCUUUGAGAACCCUAGAUGCACUGAUCCUCAUGUUAAAGCAAAUGCUCACUGCAAGCUCACUUCUCACGUCACACAGUGCCAGGGAACCUUGCAGCAGACAAACGAGAAGUUCUUCCCAGUCUUGAAGCAAUGGAGUUGAGUUAAGCCCAGUCUUGUAAAUGCGUGGAAUCCCGUCACACAGUGCCAGGGAACCUUGAAAAGUAUUUGUUUUAUAAUUUUAGUUUUGCCAAGCUGUAGUAAAUAGAUUCUGCAGGAACCCAAAUGUCUUCAAAACUAUAGUAUUUAAAUCUGUCACACUUUAGUAUAAAUGUUUUGGAAUUUUAAAACCUUA